GCGUUUACCGGAAGCAUCUACGUGUACACAUUCGCGACGGUUCAGGAAGUAGGGUUGAGGAGGUUGUUGUUCUUUCCCGUGAAGGAAUAAACAAAAAACAGCGCCAUGUUGCCGACCACCUCGCAGCACAGCAACGGCGCCCUCAGCGCCAGGGACGCCGCUCGCCACACGGCCGGCGCCAAGCGCUACAAGUACCUGCGGCGGCUGCUCCAUUUCAGGCAGAUGGACUUUGACUUUGCCUUGUGGCAGAUGUUUUACCUGUUCACGUCGCCGCAGAGGGUCUACCGCAACUUCCACUACAGGAAGCAAACCAAGGACCAGUGGGCCCGGGACGAUCCGGCCUUCCUGGUCCUGCUCAGCAUCUGGCUGUGUGUGUCCACGAUAGGUUUUGGUCUCGUGUUGGACAUGGGGGCAGUGGAGACCCUGAAACUGCUGCUGUGGGUGGUCUUCGUGGACUGCAUAGGGGUCGGUCUGCUCAUAUCAACCCUCAUGUGGUUUAUCACUAACCGAUAUCUGCUGAAACAUCCCAGCAGAAACUUUGACGUGGAGUGGGGCUACGCCUUUGAUGUUCACCUCAACGCUUUCUACCCACUUCUAGUCAUCCUGCACUUCCUGCAGCUUUUCUUUAUUAACCAUGUGGUGGUGAUAAAUUCAAACUGGUUCCUGGGUUACUUUGUGGGGAACACUUUGUGGCUCAUCGCGAUCGGUUAUUAUCUCUACAUCACCUUCUUGGGCUACAACACUCUGCCCUUUCUGACGAACACCGCCGUGCUGCUCUACCCCUUCGCUCUGCUCGGCCUCCUCUACGUCCUGUCCGUCUCAUUGGGCUGGAACUUCACCCAGGGUCUCUGCUGGUUUUAUAAAUACAGAGUCCAGUAAAAGAGGUUUGGGUUUGUGUGUUGGACGCAAAUCGGCCCUGAGCCGACGUGAAACCUGUUUCUGGCUCUACAUCGAAGUGAUAAAGAAUCCAGCUCCUGUUGGUGGACCGGGACCAGACUGACGCUGAUCUGGUGGACUCUACUGUUGAUCUGGAUCCCCGGUCCAUAAACUGAGACACGUUUGGUCCAGCUGCAGAAGCAAGGAGACGGAUGGGACUUUUAUCCAAUAUUCUUUUUGUAAAUACUUUUUCUGAGGAGAACUUGAAUUUGUUUGUUUUCAUUAAGACAGAAAAGACUGAAAACCUGCUUAUUGAGGAGAAGACGAAGUGGAGAAACGUGAUGGAUGUUCACUUCCAAUA
Messenger RNA from Nematolebias whitei (Rio pearlfish), 1237 nucleotides. It is a transcript of the gene unc50, whose product is annotated as unc-50 homolog (C. elegans). The record is from RefSeq and is a predicted model, not a curated record. The coding region runs from base 106 to 879 and encodes 257 amino acids. The transcript has 6 exons. NCBI's taxonomy places the organism in Eukaryota, Metazoa, Chordata, Actinopteri, Cyprinodontiformes, Rivulidae. Gene Ontology annotation, cellular component: Golgi membrane.